Molecule: messenger RNA, 1872 nt
Organism: Rotaria sordida
Lineage: Eukaryota; Metazoa; Rotifera; Eurotatoria; Philodinida; Philodinidae
Source: the annotation of a GenBank genome assembly
AUGGAUCAUGAUAAUAAAUUUCGUUUUUUACAAUGGUCAACAAUUUUUCGUUAUUUAUUAAUCAUUAAUUUUAUUAUUAAUGAUAUAAAUGCUCAUACAAAAAAAUCUCUAAAUGAUAUUGAUAAUGAAAAAUAUGUAUUUGAUGGACAUUUUAGUAAUAAUAAAAAGUUCGCUAUUGAUGAUUGUAUACCAUUAGCAUUUGGUGAUUUUAAUGCCGAUAAAAUUGUUGAUAUUUUUUGUCGAAAUACAAAAGGUAAUAGUAUUCGAGUUAUGCUUAAUGAUGAUCGAUCACCAACAUCUAAAGUACAAUAUAUAGUGAAUAUAACAGGAAUUAUUUACGAUGCAUUAGCAGCUGAUUAUGAUGGAGAUAGUAAACUUGAUUUAUUUAUACUUUAUAAAACAACAUCCGAUCAAACAGUAUACAAUGGUGGAUUUCUAUGGGGUGAUCGAAUUAAAUUAAGCGAUCUUCAACCAAUAGAUUAUUUAUUUCAAACAAUUCCAACAACUCUUGAUGCUAAUGGUGAUUCAUAUGUUGAAUUAUUGGGUAUGAUUAGUAAUGAUAAAAUUAAUUAUAAACCAGCUUGUUUAACUUUUAAAAAUCGUACUGUAAAUAAUUUUGAAAUAUUAAUUAAUGUUGAUAAUCUUUAUCCAAAUUCGACACAAGCUACAGUUGAUCUCAAUAAUGAUCUUGUUGCAGAUUUAUUUUUAACAAUUAAUCAUAAAAAUAAACCAAAAUUUCGUGUUUAUGAAUUACCAAUAACACAAAUGACAUUAAUUACAGAAUAUGAUCCACCAUCCAAUAUUGCUAUUUAUCAUUUGUCAACAUUUGCUGAUAUAGAUGCUGAUGGUGAAUUAGAACAUAUUCUACCAGUUUGUAUGAAUUUCGAUUGUUCAGAUAGUCGAAUUUAUGUACGAGAUAAUAAUGAAUGGUAUCAAUUACCAAUUCAAUUCGGUAAUGAUUUAAGAUUUCCUUCGAAGAAUGAAUUUCCAUCACCAUUUGAUUAUAUACCUAUCAGUAUUAAAAUCGCUGAUUAUAAUCUUGAUGGUUAUCCAGAUAUGGUAGCUGUUAUGAAGGCAAGUUCAAACGGUAGUACUGUUUCAAUUAUUCUUCAAAAUCGUGCAUGUGGUCCUGAUAAUAAUUUACACUGUACUUAUAAUCGAACAUUUAUACCUCAAGCUGAUGAAAUAUUUGUAUUGGCAGCAACAAAUGCAUCACUUGCAGUAUUUUUUGAUGUUUUAGAAGAUGGUUAUCCAGAUUUACUUGUUUUACAAGGAAAUUCAAAACAAAAUUUUCAAUUAAUUGGUUUUCAAAAUUCACUUGUACAAGAUGUACAUUUUAUUAAAGUGAUGGUUCUUAGCACUUUUUCAUGUGAUACAUGUUCUCAUCAAAAUAAAUUGCCUUAUGGUAAUGAUCAACCGGGUCAAUCGGUUAAAAUGGAAACAAUUACUAUUUUAGAUGGAAUUAAAGAUAAUUGGAUUCAAUUAUCAGCUGUUCAAAUGUCUCAGUCAGGUCAAUUAACACUUGAAUUACCUUAUGUAAUAAUUGGUCUUGGUGCAACACCAAAUUUCGUAGAAAAACUUACCGUUGCAAUUCCACCCAAUAGUCGAUCAAAUCAAUUAGUUCGAACAUAUACUCAAAUGAUACCGAAUUCACAAAUUGUUGUUGUACCAUCACCAUUAAUGAAUCCAGAAAAAUGGCAUAGUAAACUUUUCAUAACACCUAGUCGAAUGAUUUUACAUACGGGUAUUGCAUUAAGUGUAACACUUAUUGUAUUAGCAGGUGUACUUGCUAUAUUACAAUAUCGAGAAAAAGUUGAAGAUGAUCGUGAACGAAAACUGCAAUCACAACGAUUUCAUUAUGAUGCUCUAUGA